CUUCUUGUACACCUGUCGUCCGAGAAGUUUUUGUUUGGCCGCGCGAGAUCAUGAUCUUUUCGAACGCGGUACAUGUCAUGUAGCAGCUUCCUUUGGAGACGAGCCUCGCAUGCAGUCAGCGAGAACAAGGCUAAAGUUUGACACGUCGCUCAUUUGACUUUGUUCAAAACUCUUUGUUCGCAGUCGAAGUCCAGUCCUGUUUGUACUUACUGUAUGCACCACUCGAGUACUCCUGGUUGUACAGGUAUUUAUUCAUUUUAAAAUUGUCUUGUUGACGACUGCGUCCUCUUGUUUGGAUGUCGUACUGAGGACAUCUCCGGUCCAUUUUUGGAAGCUCAGGCUCGCAUACGCGUAUAUACGUAUGUUCGUGAGCUCCAUGCUGCUGGCUUGCUGAGGGGAAGUUUGAAGGAGUGAGAGGAUGUCGAGCGAGACCGGGGAGCGCAGCAGAACGCUGCGCAGUCCAUCUGCAUCUGGUGAUAGUAAAUCCAUUGCAACGGGGCCACGACACCUCGUGUGCGUCAUUCUCGUCGCAGGACACGGGACGAUUCUUGAAACGGACAUCAAGAAUGACUGCAGUGGCAAGUACAGAGACAUGCAGGGUGUUCCCAAGGCCUUGCUACCGGGUGUGGGUGGCAAGUCUAUCCUGGAUUUCUGGUGGUCAGCCAUAAACACUCGUCAGAUCUUCAGUGAGGUGUUCUUGGUCACAAACGCUAACAAGUACAAGCAUUACGAGCGCUGGGCCACUGCCAACGAAUUCCCUGUAGAAAAUAUCAUCAACGAUGGCUCUACCACACAUCAAACAAGAUUGGGCAGCGUGGGUGACUUUGAGCUAGCAUUGCGAACCCGUCACAUCAAUGGUGAUGUCAUGGUUCUUGCCGGUGAUAUGCUGUUCAACUACAACUUUGACAUCUUGCAAGUCAUCAAGUAUUUCCGUGCCAAGGGAGGUGAUCUCGCCAUCUACUACGAAAUGGACGACAGUGAAUCAAUCUCGACGCGCGGUAUCCUUGAACUCGACACCACGCAUAGGAUCACCAAGUUCUGGGAGAAGCCCGAGGCGGGUGAAACGAUGUCACGGCUAGCCAGCGUGGUUUUCUACUGCUUUCGACAGCACUCCUUGGAGUUACUGGACCACUACUUAGAGGAGUUCCCUGAUGUCAACGAACGUGUGUUUGGCAAGUUCAUGAGAUGGCUGGUAUCAAGGGAAUCAGUGUAUGGUAUGAAGCUACCUGGUGGUUUCCAACUGAUUGGCCAGGAUGUCGGCUUAUCCGACUACGAAAAGUGGGUAGCAGUCUACUCCGGAGCAAACCCUGAUGAGCUGCGGCGCUUGACUAGACCAAUCACAAAACGUUCGUAUGCAAGGAUUGGUCUGGUCGGUAACCCUAGCGAUGGUUUCCAUGGCAAGACAAUAUCCAUGUCCAUUGCCAACUUCUGGGCGGACGUGACGAUCAAGGCCAGCGACAAGCUGAUACUGGUGCCGCACCCGCUCAACGACCCGACCGAGUUUGGCAGUCUGGCGGACCUUCACGGGAUUAGCCGCAAAGAAGGCUAUCUAGGAGGUCUGCGCCUGUUGCAGGCCACGUGUAAGAAAUUCUAUCAGUACUGCUCUGAACGAGGCAUUGCUCUGGCCAAACGCAACUUUCGACUGGAGUACGACACCAACAUACCGAGACAAGUGGGCUUGGCUGGAAGCAGUGCCAUUGUGGUGGCUACGCUGCGUUGCCUGAUGGAGUUCUUCAACCUCUCAGACGCCGAUAUGCCGCAGGAAAUUCAGCCAAACUUCGUUCUGAGUGUGGAGCUAGAAGAGCUCUUCAUCACGGCUGGUCUUCAAGAUAGGGUUAUACAGAUCUAUGAAGGCCUGGUGUACAUGGACUUCAGUCGUGACAUCAUGGCUAAACUGCACCAUGGUACGUAUGUCAACCUACCCAUGAAGUCAAUUCCCCAGUUCUGGCUUGCCUAUCAGAACGACCCAAGUGAUUCAGGAAAGAUCCACAGUGAUGUCAAGCUGCGCUGGGACAAGAAUGACGAGGACGUGCUUCUAGCCAUGCAGCAGUUUGCAGCGUUUACCGACGAUGCAAGGGAGGCCAUUGUGAAUGCUGACUGGAGCCAGGUUGCUAAGAUAAUGGACAAGAACUUCUCACUGCGUCGCAAGGUCUACGGUGAUGCAGCCCUGGGCACUGCCAAUCUACACAUGAUAGAGAUUGCUAAACGGCAUGGCUCUGCGGUGAAGUUCCCUGGUAGUGGUGGUGCCGUGUUCGGCCUGUGCCCUAGCCAAGAGAGCAUGGAUUCGCUACGCAUCGAGCUGCAACUGGAGGGUUAUGUCUUCUCUCCUGUGGUGCCGUACAUUCCUGACAAGGAGCCACGCACACAGCAGCGGUUGCCGUCGCAAUCUUCCUUGGCUUGUUCAAGUCAUCCUGGUGAGACUGGCAAUGGAAAUGGCUCGCACGGAGACCGUCCUCUGCAACAUCGCGCGAUGAGCAGUUUCUAUCGACGUGUGACUGUGAGGCGAGGCGAUCGGCAUCGCCUACCGGACACAGCUGAGGCGCAUGGCGUCUCUCUCUCUCUCUCUCUCUCUCUCUCUCUCUCUCUC
Sycon ciliatum is the source of this 2587-nucleotide messenger RNA. RefSeq lists its product as uncharacterized. The transcript is spliced from 22 exons. Gene Ontology annotation, biological process: biosynthetic process. The annotation marks the transcript as partial. Lineage: Eukaryota; Metazoa; Porifera; Calcarea; Leucosolenida; Sycettidae. Gene Ontology annotation, molecular function: glucuronokinase activity; ATP binding. The record is from RefSeq and is a predicted model, not a curated record.